GCUGAUAGGACCCGGAGGGAGCCCGCUCCGGAACGGGAAGUGACCUGGCGCUGCGCGGGACGAUUCAGGCGCCGGCAGCGCUGGAGCUCAGAAACAUGUCUCAAGAAAGUGAGCAUGGGAGAUGGACGGUAUCCAGCAGUGAUGAAAGUACAGAAGAAAAUGAUGCUGAGAAGCCAUCUACAUCUUCUUUGUCUCUCAGUGGACAUGGCAAAACUAGUGGAUCACAGUACCCAUGUUCAGAGGCCAGAAAAGUUGGUCAAAAGAGAAAAGCCUCCCCUGUGAAAUUUAGUGAUAAAAGUUUUUCUACAGAGAUUUCACCAGCAAAAAUCCAGAGAACUUCCCAAGAAGGUUUAGGCUGGUGCCUUUCAAGUAGUGAUGAGGAACCUGAAUCUGAAGGUCAGCUGAAGCAUGCACAAAAGGAAGCAGUCAAAGUGGAGAAAUUCAGUGCACCUAAAAAGCAGCCUUCACAUAGAUGUGAAGAUAAUGAGCUCCCAGUGAGCCAAAAGCCAGAAAAACAUUAUAAGGUAGCAAGUGAAGGCCAGGACACUUGGGAUUUGUUGAAUGGAGGGAAUCCUUUCAGAUUCUUUGUCACUAAAGUCAAAGGUAUUAAGUCUAAAUACAACUCUGGAGCCCUUCACAUAAAAGAUAUUUUGUCUCCUCUCUUUGGGACUCUUGUAUCUUCUGCUCAGUUUAACUAUUGUAUAGAUGUGGAAUGGCUCAUAAGACAGUAUCCACAGGAAUUCAGGAAAAAACCAUUAUUAAUAGUACAUGGUGAAAAGCGAGAAUCCAAGGCUGAACUGCAUGCACAGGCACACCCAUAUGAAAAUGUCCGCCUUUGCCAGGCUAAGCUGGAUAUUGCCUUUGGAACCCACCACACGAAAAUGAUGUUGUUGUUAUAUGAAGAAGGUCUUCGAGUUGUGAUACACACAUCCAAUCUUAUUGAUGCUGAUUGGGACCAGAAAACUCAGGGAAUAUGGCUAAGCCCCCUAUAUCCAAGGCUGCCGCAUGGAACCACUGGUUCUGCUGGUGAAUCUGUAACCAAUUUUAAGUCUGACCUAAUACUCUAUCUGAUGACUUAUAAUUCCCCUACUCUCAAGGAAUGGGCUGACAUCAUCCAAGAGCAUGACCUUUCAGAGACAAGAGUAUAUCUGCUUGGAUCAACCCCGGGACGAUACCAAGGCAACCAAAAAGAAAAAUGGGGUCACUUUAGACUUAGAAAGCUUUUGAAAGAGUAUACAUCACCAAUACCAGCACAAGAAUCUUGGCCGGUGAUAGGACAGUUUUCAAGUAUUGGAUCAAUGGGAGCGGACCAGUCCAAAUGGUUGUGCUCAGAAUUUCAAGAGAGCCUGAUUACGCUAGGUGGUACUGUGAAGACUCUAGCAAAACCUGACAUUCCUAUUCAUUUGAUUUACCCUACUGUGGACAAUGUGAGGCAAAGUUUGGAAGGAUAUCCUGCUGGUGGCUCUCUUCCAUACAGUAUACAAACUGCACAGAAACAACUUUGGCUGCACUCUUAUUUCCACAAAUGGUCAGCAGAAACCUCAGGCCGCAGCCAUGCUAUGCCUCACAUUAAGACUUACAUGAGGCCAUCUCCUGACUUCCAGAAGAUUGCGUGGUUUUUAGUUACAAGUGCCAAUCUUUCCAAAGCUGCUUGGGGAGCUCUGGAGAAAAAUGGCACCCAACUGAUGAUACGUUCCUAUGAACUUGGUGUCCUUUUCCUGCCUUCAGCAUUUGGAUUGGAUACAGGUUACUUCCAUGUGAAGAAGAAAAUGUUUUCAGGAAGUAAUGAGCCAGUGACCUCUUUUCCUGUGCCUUAUGAUCUGCCCCCAGAGCAAUAUGGAAGCAAAGAUCGCCCAUGGAUCUGGAAUAUUCCUUAUACCAAAGCACCCGAUACACAUGGAAACAUGUGGGUUCCAUCAUAAAAGCUUCAAACCUACUGUGAGAUUUCAGCAUCUGACACAGCCUCCUACCAUAGCUGUGAGACUAAUUAUUUCUGAUUUUCAGAUGUGGAGUUGCGCACUGGAUAACUAGCUUCUUAUUAUGUCACGUCAAUAAUAUUGAGACAUUGUUUGGGGGAGGAGAGGAAGGGAGAAUCCUUGGAGAAUAUGUAACCAUAUUGAUCUUUAUGGAUUUUCUAAAAAUAUAACACUGUAAUUUUAAAAUACCGUUUUAUAUACUCUUCUUCUUGUAGUGCUCAUUGCAUUUUGGAAGGUGUUAAAAUGACAGUGUAAGCUAUGUUCAGAGGUUCCCACUGUUUUUAGCCAGAAUAUAUUCAAAUCUGUUAGUAUUCUUUUUGAUUGUUUUGGGGCCCCUCUUGAUCACAGGAAGAGAUUUGUAGUUACAUUUUGAAGUUAGAAAGUGAAUAAAAGGCAAUUUUGUUACAUUUUUCAUCAACAUGAAACCAACCCUUUGCUUUCACCUCUUUGGUAAUUUAUUGUCCUCUCCUUUGAGAGCUUAACAGAGUUCAAUUCAGUUCUUCCCCAUUUCUUCCUUCUCCAAAGCCCAAAUCCUGUCCAAAAAACUCAGUGCAAGUAGCUGGACUUGAGUGCCGGGGAGCUCCUUGCCCUUUCUAUUGUCUUGCUUCUCCUUCAUUAUUCUCAAAGUCAUUCUGUGAUGUAUUGUAAGCAAGACACAAGAAGUAAUUCUUCCUCUCUACUCCACACUGAUUAGGCCUCAACAGGAGUAUUUUGUCCAGUUCUGGACGCCAAACUUCAGGAAAGAUGUGGACAAAUUGGAGGAAGUCCAGAGAAGAGCAACAAAAAUGAUGAAAGGUCUAGAAAAUAUGACCUAUGAGGGAAGAUUGAAAAAAUUGGGUUUAUUUAGUCUGGAAAAGAGAAGAAUGAGAGGGGACAUAAGUUUUCAAGUACAUAAGAUUGUUACGAGGAGGCGGGAGAAAAAUUUUUCUCCUUAACCUCUGAGGAUAGGACACAAAGCAGAUGGGCUUACAUUGUAGCAAGGGUGGUUUAGGUUGGACAUUAAGAAAAACUUCCUCACUAUCAGGGUGAUUAAGCACUGAAAUAAAUUGCCCAGGGAGGUUGUGGAAUCUCCAUCAUUGGAGAUUUUUAAGAGCAGAUUAGACAAACGCUGUCAGAGAUGGUCUAGAUAAUACUUAUCCUGCCAUGAGUGCAGGGGACUGGACUAGAUGACCUCUCUAGAUCCCUUCCAGUCCUAUGAUUCUAUGUCCUGUCCUGUGGCGUCUGUAAGCUCCUUGGAGCCAUUAUGGUGCCCUCUCUGUGCUGUUUUGGAUGCCAAUGAAAAUAAUUUCAUUUAGGUGCAGGGGGAAGAACUGCACUGACCAGACUCCUUGAGAGGUGGCUACACAGUGGUGGGAAUAUCUUCUAUAAGCUAUGUCUAUACCACAAAAAUUGCCUGUUGCUGAUCAUCGCUGCUAGCAAUGGAUGCACUUGAACUGGUUCAGAUGCAGGCAUAGCCUGGGAGAAAGCAUGGUUAACACAUACUCAGAGCUGUUAGGAAUAAAAUAUGCUCAACUCCCAAUAGCUUUGAAGCACAUUCUCUGAAACUGCUCUGAGCACAGUUUGUCCUGGAUCUGCACUUGAGGUUGGGUACAGUUGUGCCCACUGCUGACAACCUGUUGUCAGCAAUGCGUAAUUCCUACAGUGCGAUCAUAGCUUUCGCUGCCACUCCCUUCUGCAUGACACCACAGAGUCUUUCACAGUUUUGUUCUCCACUGUGCACAAUGGAGAGAGGAAUGUAGGUGUUAAGAUCAAGGAUCUUGUCCCACAGAUCUAUUCUCCAGGGCCAAAUUGAAAGUCAGAGGGAUGCUCCAUUGUGCAUACAAGAUUUUGACCCUUUUUGAACUAGAAUUUGACCACUUAAAACUCAUUUAAUGUCCCUAAUAAACAUUUUCUAUGUAUCCUAUUCUGAGAGUUCUGCAACUAAACUACCCCCGAGCAAGGAGCAAUAUGUUUGUUGUGCUGCUCCUGGAGCAAGCUAAAAGACAGAUCAUGAUUCAAAGAGUCACAACCUGCCUUCCAGAUACCCCCUUGCUCUGAGGGGAAAGUACCAUGCGUCAAGUCCAUAAAUGGUAGAGGGUAAUUCUCCCCUGCCCUGGUACACAGGCAUAGCUAAAACAGACAAAAAUAUAGCAUCUGAAGUUGAAACAUUCCUACCCAAUUUGUAAUUUCUUAUUUCUACUUGCAGUCAAUUGAGAAAGAAUUAAAAAAUGGCACAAUCUGUCUCUAAGCUAAUUUUAUCUGUAUGUAUGCAGUGACUUGACACUUCCACUAUUGGGCCUUUGGAACUACAGAUAUGACUUCAGAGGGGUCAUUAUGUACUAAUGGCUUAUGACAUCCAAAAAGGAAAUGCAAAGUGACAGAUGGUGUAUAUUGCUGUAAUAACUCUGUCAUAUGAUUGUUUUCCAUCGUCUGUUCUUAACUAAAUACUGUCACUGAGUUAAUUACAUUCACUAUAUACCAAAAAGUAGGACUGGUUAACAUGGAAACAAACUAAUUUAUAUAAGUAGUUGAACUAUUGAUUUACAGAUAAAGAAGUUAUUAAAAUGGACUUUGAUCAGUGUCUGGCUUCAAUUUUAGUUCUGAAAAGUUAAUAAUAGAAGAGCAGGGUCUUUCCAUGGUAAGUCUCUGGUUUUAAAUAAGACCUUGAAUGUGUAGUUAUAGCCAGUAAACCAGUAUAUUAUUUUUUAAAAGCCACUUGUAUAUUCUAAGUCCUAUCUGCUUACAUUGCUGACUAGAUUGUUCUAAUUUAACUUAAACUACUGUUUUACUCCAGUUAGCCCUGCAGAGCCAACACAACUUUCAGUGAGUGAAUUGGAUUCUAGUCUGAUUCAUACAUCAACAGAAUUGUUGUCUAAGUUCCACAUGUUUAAUCUUUACUUCUUACAAAAUCAGUGCUAGAAAGAAUCCAGUUUCACUCUCAUAUUCCAUGUUGAGUUUGCAGAGAUGGAGGUCAGGAAAAAGUCUUGUAAAUAGAGCAGAUUUGCUCUGAAAAUCAUUGAGAUAUAAUAAACAAGAAAUCUUGCACAAAAAAACCACCGCCACCCAAAACAAAACCCCAAAAUGGUUACUUACCUGCUCUGUAGCUACUGUUCUUUGAGAUGUGUGUGCAGAUAUGUAUUACACUUAGGUGUGUUCAUGCCGAGUGUACCAGAGUCAGACUUUUUUCCCACAGCAGUAUCUGUUGGGAUAGCGCACGCACCCUACAUCCUCCUGGCCCCUCCAGAGGAAAUAUAAGGGUUGCCGCUGCCCCAACCCCCCUCAGUUCCUUCACAGCAGAGCAGAUGGUUUAAGACCCCAAUAGAGAGGGGACAGACGGCAGGUCAUGGAAUACGUAUUUGCACCCACAACUAGAAGAAAAACAGUUACAGAACAGGUAAGUAACUGUUUUUCUUGUUCGCAUUGUUGCAGGCAUGUAUUCCAUUCAGGUGACUCCCAAGCAGUACUGUGGGUUCAGAGCCUACUUGAAUAAUGAUUGAAAUAUGACUUUGCCAAAGUUCACAUGCAAUCUAGAGAUUGUUGAGACGACACAGUGAAAAGUAAAUGUAUUUACUGAGGACUCUACAGAUGUCCAGAAUGGGAACAUCCCUGAAGAAAGUAAUUGAUGCAGCCUGAGCCCUUGCAGAAUGGGCCAAGAGUCUUUGCAGAGGUGGAAUAUUGACUGCCCUGUAUGCUAUUGUAAUGCAAGAGGUUAUCCAAUGAGACAUUAUUUGUGCUGACGCUGCCUUGGCCCUUCAUGUGAUCUACAUAAGACACAAAAUGACAAGAAUACUGUCUGAAGGACUUGGUCCUAUCCAAGUUAAAAGCCAGUGCUCUCCUGACAUCUAACUUACAUGGACGUUCCUCAUCUCUGCUAAUUUGCAGUUUGGGGAAGAAGACCAGAGAAGUAUUGUCUGGUUUAAAUGAAAAGCUGACACAACUGUAGAUAAAAACUUCAGGUGUGGUCAUAAGGCUACUUUGUCUUUGAAGAGCGCUGUGUAAAGAGGACCUGCCUGUAACGCUGGCAGAUCAGGUGCCAGCUUAUGCCAAGGUCCCCAUGCCUAACUUGAAUACUGACAGACAAAUAGCUGGAAUCAGUCUUUUUCACCUGUGUGUUAGUAUUGUUAAAAUAGGUAUUAGAGUUAUAAACGUGUUUAGACUUUAUUGAAUGCUUGUAAAUUGCUGCAUGCAUUAAUCCCGCUUAUAACAUUUGUAUGCCAUAUUGUAAAGUAAUAUUUGAGCAUUUGCACUGGAAGCCUCCAUAACUAUAUAAAUAACCAGACAGGAGAGAGACAUUACUGUGAAAUGCUGUCCUCCAACAGAAGGUGUUAUGGCCUUCCCCAAAAGGAAGGCCCAUCGACCAGACAAACUGUUGAGAAACAUCAAAAAGGACAAAAGAUGUUGUUGUUUGCUCACCUCCCCCCGCAAUGAAGAGCAGAUGUGCAAGAGAAUUGUUCCCAUCAGCUGAGUUGGCAGUUUGAAGCAGAAUGGGGGAAGGGAGAAAACCCCCUAACAAGGAGGAACUGUAACUCUGUGCUGCUUGGACUCUUGAGGGCAAGGUUUUCUGGGCAUAAGCAAGAGAUCCCUGGUGUUUAGCCUGGGUUAGCCCUAAAGGACAUAUAAGGCUUGCUUAUUAUAGAAGCUGCUAUUACCUUUUGAAAUAUUCAACUCUGAAAUAUUCAACAGUGUGUUUUUUCUGUGGUAAAAUGCUGAUUCAUCAGAAUCAAAACAUUCCACAGGAAUGUAUCUAUUUUGAUUAAAUUUCAGCAGGAUCCUGCCUGGUUUCUUGCCAACUCAGCAGCCCAACUCCUCAGCAGUCAAGGUUGCAGCCUUGACUUUCGGGCCUUCCUAGGUUCCUGGCUCUUUUACAGCCCAGAAGCCCAGGGAGCCCCAGCUCCGAGGCUACCUGAGCUGGCCUGUUCCCUGCCUGGUAGGCUGACAGGGCCCUGGGCAACUUGGAAAUGUUUUGGAAAUGUCUAAAUGUCAUUUCAACGUUUUCUGAAUGAAAUUUUGGAAUUCCUAUUCCAUGGGAAAUUUUGGAAUUUCAUUUUUUGUUCCAUUUUGGAUUUUAUUUCAUAAUUUCCCACAGAAUGAGAAUUCCAGUUUCCAGACAGUUCUAAAUAUGGUUGGUAGAAAGGGGGUGCUGUAGCCUGGUCAGUCCAGUCUAAAAGUAGGGUGAGGUGCAGUGCAGGUUUCCACUCAGAGACACUGGUUUAGACCUGUCAUUUGGAAGGGGUAUGCACAGAGAGAUUGAGAGAGGGCAAAGGUACAGCUAAGCCUUGCAACAGAAGCUCUCUCUAGGUCAGGUUUAAGACACAUUGCUGGGUUUAUAUGGGGAACUCAGACUGUGCUUUCCCAUACUGUAUAUGCUCUGGGGAUGAUCUAUCUACUGCUGUCAACCCAACAUCUUUCCCCUAACUCUUAUAAAAAUGUCUUUUAAAAAAAAAAGGAAAUAAAGCUGUUUCUUUCUCCAGUUGUGGAGAAUUAUUA
This is a messenger RNA of Caretta caretta (loggerhead turtle), 7442 nucleotides long. It is a transcript of the gene TDP1, whose product is annotated as tyrosyl-DNA phosphodiesterase 1. The record is from RefSeq and is a predicted model, not a curated record. Gene Ontology annotation, cellular component: nucleus. Gene Ontology annotation, molecular function: 3'-tyrosyl-DNA phosphodiesterase activity; double-stranded DNA binding; single-stranded DNA binding. Gene Ontology annotation, biological process: DNA repair. Lineage: Eukaryota; Metazoa; Chordata; Testudines; Cheloniidae.